Messenger RNA from Trichobilharzia regenti, 2568 nucleotides. The record is from the annotation of a GenBank genome assembly. Lineage: Eukaryota; Metazoa; Platyhelminthes; Trematoda; Strigeidida; Schistosomatidae.
AUGAUUUCUACAGAUCAAGAACUCAAGGUUUCUCGUAUGACAAAAAGAUCUCAAAAUAAGAAGUUAUUCGGUCGUGAUAAUUACAAACUGCGCGAAUUCGUAUUGCAACCAUAUUGUAUCCGGUAUUUUGAAGUUAGUGGUGGAAGUCGUGGUAAAGAAAAAGGUCAGCUUUUACUGAGUCAUGUUAAGUUUAUUGAAAAAGUACAAGAUGAUGAGCUUGAUAAUAAAAAGAAUGCCUUUCAAGUUGCUUAUGCAGAGGAUGCAAUUUCCAGUACUUGGUACCUAUUAUACAUUGUUGCGAAUUCUGCUAUUGAAAGAGAUGAUUGGAUUAGUUUAGUCCGAUUCUAUACACGUGAACGAGGUGCUGCUUUCCUACCACGCUAUCAUCCCGGUGUUUGGAAGCGUCCUGGUAGAUAUAGUUGCUGUGAUGAUAUUAACCGUCGUUCUAUGGGAUGUCAGCCAACUAACGAACCGGGUCCAUCGGUUGUCAUUGAACAACUUUGGCGUACAGCUGCAGGUGUUGACUCAAGUAAUUUUCAACCUCAAAUGACUCAGGUUGUGACUACAACCAGUCCUGUGCCCAACACACAAGCCUCAUAUCCUAUUUCCAAUCCUCAAUUGGUUACAGUCCAGCUUAAUUCAAAUAUACAACUCACAUCUAAUCCAAUGUCUGUCCCUGAUUUGAAUUCUACUAAUGUUGCUUCUACUGCAGCUUCGUUUAUUCCACUGACUUCUGCCGUUGGGUUACCUGUACUUCAUCAAACACCUGGUCUUUCAGCUCCUGUUACAGGGGUGUUAAUGCCUACUGCGGUAACCAGUUCAGUUGCGCCUUCAACCUUAUUUCAGAUACAACAGCAACAACAGCAGUUCCUCUUACAACAGAAACAACAGCAACAACAACUUGCCAUGCUUGCAAGUAGCAAUGUUGGCCAAUUUUCGCAUCUAAAUAAUGCAUUACGUCGGUCAGGAAUGAAUCAGAAUCGAGGACAUUCUUUGCGUUAUAUUCAACCAACUUUUGAUAUGGAUGAAGGAGAGAAUACAGUCAUUGCAGUACAUAAUUAUAAUCCUGUAAGAGAAAAUCAAUUACCUUUACAAAAAGGUGAAAAAUAUUAUGUAGUCAAUCAGAGUAAUGCUCAAUGGUGGUAUGUUAGAAAUAUGGCUGGUCAAUUAGGUUACGUGCCUACAAAUUAUGUUCACAAACCAAAUAGUUUAAAUUCAUUUGAUUGGUAUUACAAAGAUAUUACGAGACAACAAGCUGAAGCUAUUUUACUAGAUGAGAAUCGUGAAGGUUGUUUCCUCGUACGUGAUUCAGUUAGCAAAAAGAACACAUAUACUUUGUCAGUUACAUCAAAAGACCCUGAAGCACCGGGAAAGCUAAAGGUUCAUCAUUAUCAUAUUCAUAGAACAGAAUCAUCCAGUCUUAAUGGACAUGUAAACGGUAGCGGUGGUGGCGGCGGCAGUAACAGUGGUGGAAAUACUGCAACAUCUACUGCUAGUACUAAUAUGAAUGGUGGUGUUGGUGGUGGUUCAACUGGAACAGGUUUAAAUACACCUAAGAUUGGAUCAACAACAGCAACAACCAAUGGGGAAGCACAAUAUUAUUUAUCUGAAAAACAUGCAUUUCCAACAAUCAGUGAUGUAAUACAUUAUCAUAAACAUAAUUCUGGGGGAUUAGUAGUACGUCUUCGAUCACCACCAACUAAAGAUCGAGAAAGUCCUGUUACGGCUGGCAUGGGGUUAGAUGAGUUUGAACUUGAUCCAGCUGAAUUACACUUAGAAAGAGAACCUAUUGGUAAAGGACAAUUCGGUGUUGUUAAACGUGGUAAAUUCCGUAACAUUCCUGUCGCUGUUAAACAAAUGGUUGAAGGUGCUAUGAAUGAAGAUGAUUUUAUUGAAGAAGCUAAAAAUAUGAGAUUCCUGAAUCAUCCAAAUCUUGUACAGUUAUUUGGUGUUGUAUUGAAGAAGCGUCCAAUUAUGAUUAUUACUGAAUACAUGAAACAUGGUUCUUUACGUGAUUUUAUGCGACAACGUCAACAACAGUUCUGUAAUCGUCCCGUAGUUAUGUCUGAUAUUUGUGCUCAAGUAGCCAAUGGUAUGGCGUAUUUAGAACAAGAACAAUUUGUCCAUAGAGAUUUAGCUGCAAGAAAUUGUCUAGUAAAAUCAAUUAGUCAAAAUUCUGUACAUGUAAAAGUAGCUGAUUUUGGUAUGGCACGUUUCUUAUUGGAUAAUGUCUAUGAACCAAGCGCUGGAACAAAAUUCCCUGUUCGUUGGGCACCACCUGAAGUAUUUCAAUCCACGUAUACAGCUAAAGCUGAUGUAUGGAGUUUUGGUGUACUUAUGUGGGAGGUGUUCACAUGUUGUUCAGAAAAUCCUUAUCAAGGUAUGAAUAAUACACAAGUUUAUCAGUAUAUUGUUGGUGGUGGUCGAUUACAUAAACCAGCUGUAUGUCCUGAAAGAAUCUAUGUUCUAAUGCUUGAAUGUUGGCAACAUGAUUCCAGUAAAAGACCAGCAUUUGAGUAUAUUUGUCAGAAAAUUGGUGGAUAUUUGGAUCAAAAUUGUGAGAAUUAA